CCACAAACAAUUAAGGUGCUAGUGGCACGUAUGCAACCAAAAUCAAGAUGCUUCGGGAACUGCUUAUACUGACGGCAAUUGCAGGCCUGUGCUGUGUGGAGGGAAGGUCUAUAAAGGAUCUUGGAGAGUGGAGGGCUCUAAACACACUUGGUGACAUCUGGAAAGAUUGCAGCAAGCCUGGUGAUCAUGGCAAGAUUCUCAACGCUUCCAUCGUUCCCGACCCUCCAGUCAGAGGCAAACCUGUCAACAUCUCCGCUUAUCUUUCUACAGACGAAGUGAUCUCGAGUGGAAAGGUAGAAAUCAAUCUGAUAUAUGGAGGAUUUCUCCCCUACACAAUGAGCUAUGACUUAUGUGACCUCACUAAGAAGAUCGACCAUGCCUGUCCACUAUCAAAGGGGGUGGUGCAUGUCUCCGUGCCAACCAAGAUACCUAAAGAGGCUCCUAAGGGAAAAUACGAGGGUCAUGUGAAAGCUACAGAUCAGAAUGGGCUGGAGCUAGCCUGCAUUGAGUUAAACGUCACCCUCGAGUAAAUAUUGUGACAAGAGACUAACAGAAACUUCACUCAAUUUUAUCAGUUUACAUUAAUUUGUGUGCAAAACUACUAUAUAUAGCUGCUAUUAUCAUAAUAACAGUAUCUCUAGUUUCACUUCACUUUAUUCUGAAAGAAUCAUUUACACACAGAAA
Molecule: messenger RNA, 684 nt
Organism: Halichondria panicea
Lineage: Eukaryota; Metazoa; Porifera; Demospongiae; Suberitida; Halichondriidae
Product: putative phosphatidylglycerol/phosphatidylinositol transfer protein 2
Exons: 4
Coding region: 48-530 (160 amino acids)
Biological process (GO): sterol transport
Molecular function (GO): sterol binding
Source: RefSeq, a predicted model, not a curated record